Messenger RNA from Zasmidium cellare ATCC 36951, 1242 nucleotides. RefSeq lists its product as uncharacterized. NCBI's taxonomy places the organism in Eukaryota, Fungi, Ascomycota, Dothideomycetes, Mycosphaerellales, Mycosphaerellaceae. Bases 1 to 1242 code for a protein of 413 amino acids. The record is from RefSeq and is a predicted model, not a curated record. The transcript has 2 exons.
AUGGACUCCCCAUCGUCCGUCUACUCGGAGACUUCGCCACCAUCCCCUAUUCCCGUCCUCGCCCUUCAGCCGCCGCUCUUCUCUUCGGCCAACUACUCCUCUGAACUACCCGGCAUGAUGAGCAAGCGCUCGUUCGGAGACGUCUGGGCCGACACUGGAUUCAAGCCCUGGACUGCACCGAAGAAGGUCCUCAAGAGCAUGGUCACCGACGACGAGUUCAUCAUCGGCUCGCCUCAAGACAGCUUGCUCUGUCGUCGUCGUAUCUGGAGUCGCAAGGCUGCUCGAGGCCUCCUCAAUCCUGGUAAUUGGCAGGGCAGUGUCGACAACCAGAUUCGCUACAAUGCGAAGAUGGAGAUCAACAAGGAGUGGCGUGAGGCGCAUGGCGACCCUCUCCACCGUCCAGAGAUGUUCAGGAGCAUCGACUGGAAUGCGCCUGCCACUUUCCGCCAGGCCCCUGUCAGUCCUCGCACGGUUCCUGUCUCUCCCUCGACCAUCGCCCACGACACCACCGCCCGCAGCACAGCUUACUGGUCUGUCCGCGAUGGUGGUCCAGAUGAGCAGAUCACGGCGACUUUCCGUCCCACUGCAGAUCCCUCGACUGCUUCGAGUACCCCAUCGCCACCAGACUCGCAUCUGACAAGCCGCCGCAGCAUGUCUGCCAUCGAGACCUCCUCACAGGCUUCAAGUAAGUCCCUAGCCCCUGCACCUAUCCCCAUAGCUGGUCCGACAGUGAGCAUCUACUCGCUCGCUCGGUUCGUUGACGCAGAAGCCCCUGGCUUUUUCGGACUAAUAAGCAGCACCACUUCCCAGUCCCCCUCGAGCCCCGACUUUCAGAUUGAAGACGCUGUCAUCGGGCAAGCUACUCUGGCCAUGCCAAUCGCUAUCCCUCCUCGCGGUCCCUCGCUCCUGAACCUCCGUGUUUUGGAAGCAGGUAUUGCAAGCAGAGCCCGUCGACCGAUUUUGCUUGACUCUGACAGUACCGACAGUGAUUCCUCGUCAUCCUCCACGCACCACACCAAUUUGAUGCCCGCGACCUUGGAACUUGGCGUUGCAACUGCUGUGCGCAUGGUCCGCCCGGCUCCUGUACGACUCGUUGUCGUCCGAGCUGGAAGUGUUCCCACGAACCAGGCUGAUUUCGCUGCACUCGAGACUGCCUCUGCUCUAGACUCGCAAGAUGAAGGCGGCUGCUCUCCUCGAUCAAACCUCUGGUCGAAGCUCAAGCGUAAGUUUCACCGCGGUUAA